This is a messenger RNA of Ananas comosus (pineapple), 1007 nucleotides long. RefSeq lists its product as uncharacterized. Lineage: Eukaryota; Viridiplantae; Streptophyta; Magnoliopsida; Poales; Bromeliaceae. The coding region runs from base 154 to 762 and encodes 202 amino acids. The transcript has a single exon. The record is from RefSeq and is a predicted model, not a curated record. Gene Ontology annotation, cellular component: nucleolus.
GUUACAAAAGCAAUCGUGUGACUCAAAACCCUAAUAACAAGACCGUCGCUCGCGGCUACUGCUUCCUUUCUUUUUGGACCCCCGCGCGAUCAUCUCCGCCGCGCGGCGCCCUCCAAAAGGAAAAAAAGAAAGAAACGCUAAUAACUAAUCAGCAUGGCGUCCGGCCUGGACUUCCGCUUCUUGGACGAAGGCGUCGGCGGUGCGAAGAACAAGCGGAAGCGGGUGGAAUCCGAGGUCGGCCAGGACCGCGACGACGACGGCCGAGCCUCCUCGUCCAUGGACCUCGACGCUGGCGGGCCGCCGCCGUGGAAGCGGGCCGCUCUGCCCUCUCUGGAGGACCCGGACAAGCCUGCCUCCUUCGGCCGCCCCACGUACGACGGCGUCAUCGCCGGCAGGGUCUCCGGCCGCAAGUGGAAGCAGGCGCGCGCCCACCGCGCUUCCGCCGUCGCCGCCUCCCGCCGCGGCAAGUCGCUGGAGCUGCGCACCAUCGAGAAGGAGACGAAGCGGGCGUAUCGGGAGCGCAUGGCCGAGCUCAAGGAGAAAAUCCGCCAGAGCAAGGAGAGUAAGAGGAAGGCGAGGGAGGAGAGGGAGAAGAGGAAGCAGGAGAACAUCCUCAGAUCCGGCACCAAGUUGCAGAAAAUCACCAACCCCAAGACCCUCAAGAAGAUUGCCAAGUCCAAGGACAGGAAGCUCCUGAAAGUGGUCCCCGAUGAGCUGCUGAGCAAGAAGGACAAGAAGAAGAAGAAGAAGAACGAGGACUAGCGAAAUGUCCCUUGGUGAAACCCGAUCAACCUUAUCCUCCUUUAAAUUUUGUGUUAUCAUGACUCAUGAGAGAGUUUAGUUUCCCGUGUUAUUGCUAGCUCUAACUCGCAUACGGGAUCUGCGUAUUUUACAGUUUCUUAAAAAUUAUAAUAUGUUGCCCUGGGCAGCACUUCUUUAACUAAAUUGUUCGAUAACGCUUUGUAUGUCUGUGUAGUAGAACUACUAUCUUAGCAUGCGCCUUACAA